Cinclus cinclus is the source of this 1466-nucleotide messenger RNA. RefSeq names its product VCP nuclear cofactor family member 1 (gene VCF1). Lineage: Eukaryota; Metazoa; Chordata; Aves; Passeriformes; Cinclidae. The transcript is spliced from 4 exons. The coding region runs from base 110 to 553 and encodes 147 amino acids. The record is from RefSeq and is a predicted model, not a curated record.
GCGGCGGAAGCGGCGCUCGGGGCCGGGCAGGGCCGCGCUGCCGCCCCUCAGACCGCGGCCUCCGCCCCGCACCGCGGCCUCCGCUCGCCCCGCCGCGCUCCGACCCGCCAUGAGCUGCCGGCAGCCGCUGCCGAACGAGCGGGGAGCGAGACAGAGGAAGAGGAGAAGGAAUGGCAAUGAAGAUGAUAGUCAUGUUCCCCAAACCAAACGUAGCACCAGGAAUUCUGUCCUCCAGGACUCGUGGGACACUGAGAAGGUGGCUGUAACGAAGCUCACUAAGGAGCGCAGACUAAAAGGAAACAAAGUGUCCUGUGCGUCCUCCAGCAGUGACAGCGGGAGCAGCAGCAGCAGCAGCUGUAGCAGCAGCAGCAUCAACAGCCCCGACAGAGCAGAGUCCAGCCUCAACCCCAGGAUUGCAGGAUCCAGCCCUGUCUCCUCCCAGCCCUUCCACGAGCAGUCUGCACUAAGCCAAGGUCCUUACUUCCACAUCAACCAGAUCCUGAAGGAAGCCCACUUCCACAGCCUACAGAGCCGGGGACGCCUCCCUACAUGAUGACCCAGCAGCUCCCUGCCUUCUGUGAAGGGACAGCACUGUGUAGAUUUGAUAUUUCAACUUCAAAGUUUGUUAAAAUGGAAUUGCACAAAAUUGCCUGUUGCCUUUUCAGUCUAUAUUUGAAAUAACAGGUUAACAGGAGAUUGUUUACUUGUGGUUUGCUGCACUAUUGCAAUGCAAAAGGGGCUUUGAAGCAAUUUUUAUAGGAUUCUUUUUGGGGUGGUUCUAAAGUACGUGGCAAGAGGAGACUGAGGAGUCCACAUGUGUGUUAUAGGAUUGCAAACUGUCCAAUUCCAAUCGACUGCCUAAUCUGUUUGUUAGCAAGUUGUUGCUUUCUGUAAAGUUCUCUUAAGCGUUCCUCUUCAGUUUUUUUAAGUCCUUUUUUUAAUUUCAAUAAACUAGUUAAAAAAUAAUUUGGCAACAUAAUUUUUUGAGCAUUUAGAGUUAGUGAGAACAGGAGCAGCAAGUGGAGGUGCUCAGGCCUGUGAGCUCCCACCCAGGUCAGGGUGAUGAGGCUUCUCUCAGGAGCUUCACUGCUGCAGGACUGGAAAGGAAACGUGAAAUUAGAGCCAGGACAGGUCGGGCAGGUGCUGCAGGGGCCACUCGGUGCAGGGUGGCAGUGCCUGCUCCAGCACCCCUUUCCAGCUGUCAAAUGCUUUGUUUUCUCAUAGUGUGUAGGUUGUUUUGGCUUUUUUUUUUUUUCCUUUACUUUGACUUUAACAAUGUAAGGCUAGGAGGUGAAAGAGCAGCUCCACCUCUGUUCCAGCAGCCAGGGCACAAGGACAAUCCAAGCCGUGCCUGGUUCCCGUGUGACAGGCCCUGCCCUGGCUGAGGAUGGGAAGCACUGACACUCCCGGAGGUGUCACAGCUCCUGCCAAGGAGACAGAGAGAUCUCAGUGAAGACAAACAGCCA